This is a messenger RNA of Ananas comosus (pineapple), 2012 nucleotides long. RefSeq names its product protein DETOXIFICATION 40-like. Gene Ontology annotation, biological process: xenobiotic detoxification by transmembrane export across the plasma membrane. Gene Ontology annotation, molecular function: antiporter activity; xenobiotic transmembrane transporter activity. Bases 179 to 1768 code for a protein of 529 amino acids. Gene Ontology annotation, cellular component: membrane. The transcript is spliced from 7 exons. The record is from RefSeq and is a predicted model, not a curated record. NCBI's taxonomy places the organism in Eukaryota, Viridiplantae, Streptophyta, Magnoliopsida, Poales, Bromeliaceae.
UCAACUCGCUAAGUAGAACUCAAAUUGGACAUGUCUAGGCCCUACUUAUAAGCAGACAUAUCGAUUCGUGACUAAUCAAGAUGAGAAGAUUCCAAGUACAAACUGAUCUCUUCCUAUAUAAACUCCAUCACACUUUCCGUAGCACCACCGCUGCUGCUGCUGCUGUUGCUGCCUCUUUAUGAUGGGAUCUGCAGGUGAGCCCCCUCAGAAUCUCUCGACCCCUCUCUUAACGCCCUCCGGCGAUGGCGACGACGAUGGCGACAAACUCCCUCUGCCGACGUCCUCUCCGGGGCCGACGGCAGACAGCGCAGCGCACGGCGCCAGCAGCCAGCUGGAGAGCGUCCUGACGGACGGCUCGGUGCCGCUGGGCCGCCGCGUCUGGCUGGGGUCGGUGAUCGAGAUGCGGCUGCUCGUGCGCCUCGCCGCACCCGCCGUGCUGGUGUACAUGCUCAACUACGUCAUGUCGAUGGCCACGCAGAUCUUCUCCGGCCAUCUCGGCACUCUCGAGCUCGCCGCCGCCUCUCUCGGCAAUACCGGCAUCCAAGUCUUCGCCUACGGCCUCAUGCUGGGAAUGGGGAGCGCGGUCGAGACGCUCUGCGGUCAAGCGUACGGCGCGCACAAAUACGACAUGCUCGGCGUGUACCUGCAACGGUCGACGAUUCUGCUGAUGGCCACGGGCGUGCCGCUCGCAGUCAUCUACGCGUUCUCCCGACCGAUCCUCAUCCUGCUCGGGGAAUCGCCGGAGAUCGCGAACGCCGCGUCGGUCUUCGUCUACGGCCUGAUCCCGCAGAUCUUCGCCUACGCCGCCAACUUCCCGAUUCAAAAGUUUCUGCAGGCGCAGAGCAUCAUGGCGCCGAGCGCUUACAUAUCAGCUGCGACCGUUGCGGUGCAUGUGGUGCUGAGUUGGGUGGCCGUUUACAAGUUGGGCCUGGGCCUGUUGGGGGCCUCGCUCGUGUUGAGUCUGAGUUGGUGGAUCAUAGUUGUGGCCCAAUUCAUUUACAUAGUGAAGAACGAUCGGUGCCGGCUCACGUGGACCGGGUUGUCGUGGCGGGCGUUCUCGGGCCUGCCCGACUUCCUGAAACUGUCGGCGGCGUCCGCUGUGAUGCUCUGUCUCGAGACCUGGUACUUCCAGAUCAUCGUGCUCAUCGCCGGCCUGCUCGAGAACCCGGAGUUGGCCCUCGAUUCGCUCUCCGUGUGCAUGACAAUAUCUGGGUGGGUGUUCAUGAUCUCAGUAGGGUUCAAUGCAGCAGCAAGUGUGAGAGUGAGCAACGAGCUCGGCGCGGGGAACCCGAAGUCCGCGGCAUUUUCGGUGACCGUUGUGACAACACUCUCGUUCAUUAUAUCGGUCGUACUCGCUGUGAUCGUCAUGUGUGUUCGUGACUACAUUGGUUACAUCUUCACGGAAGGUGAGGAGGUGGCUCGGGCCGUCUCCGACCUCACUCCGUUCCUCGCCGUCACAUUUAUCCUUAACGGGAUCCAACCCGUCUUGUCCGGUGUUGCUGUUGGGUGUGGAUGGCAAGCAUUUGUGGCAUAUGUUAAUGUGGGGUGUUAUUACAUUGUGGGUGUUCCACUUGGUUGUCUCCUUGGUUUCUAUUUCAAUUUGGGAGCAAAGGGAAUAUGGGGAGGAAUGAUGGGAGGAACAAUCAUGCAAACCAUCAUUCUAAUAUGGGUUACUUUUAGAACAGAUUGGAAUAAAGAGGUGGAGGUAGCACAGAAGAGGUUGAACAAGUGGGAGGACAAAAAGCAGCCCCUCUUAGCUUCUGAUUAAUGAGUAUAAAAAAAAAAGGCAAAAAUAGGAUCAAUGUGAUUAAUGAGUAUUUUAUAUUAAUUAUACAAGAAUUGUUAUUCUUUUUUUUUAGGAUACUCAUUCCAUAGUUAGAAUGCUAAAAUGGUGAAUGAUGUUUAGAGUAGUGCAAAAUAAUGAUCUCCAAUUAAUUUAGUGGAGAUCUGUAUUAAAGUGGAUGUGGAAAAUGGUAAUUCAUUGUAAUAUUUUCUCUGUUUUUUUUCCCCCC